AUGCUGAUGAACCGCACAAACCAAACAGGGGAGGACCUCUUCUCCUGCUACAGUCCUUCAGUCGUGGGCUACCGAUACUUUGCUGUGCUGUGGGGGUGUGUUGUGACCAUUACUGGCACGUUUGGGAACCUGAUGACCAUUCUAGCCUUUGCCUUGGACUCACGUCUGAGGACUCGCUUUAAUGUCCUCAUCAUCAACCUGGCUGUAGCAGACCUCCUGUACUGCACCAUACUGCAGCCUAUCUCAGUUGACUCCUAUCUACACCUCAGGUGGCGCAGUGGUCAGCUCUGGUGCAGAAUCUUUGGGUUACUCCUCUUCCUCUCCAACUCUGUGUCCAUUAUCACUCUCUGUCUUGUUGCAUUAAGCAGAUAUCUUCUGGUUGCAAAAAGGGCAGUUUUUGACCGCAUUUUCUCCAACAAUGGUCUAGUUUUACUCCUGAUGUCCACGUGGGCACUUGGCCUGGUCAGCUUUGGCCCACUCUGGUCUGUUUAUGUGUUUGUGCCACAGGUAUGCACAUGCAGCUUCCAUCGGACCAGAGGUCGCCCUUACACCACCAUCCUGCUCUUCUUCUACUUCUUUAUCGGCCUGGGCUUUGUUGGUAUAUUCUAUCUCCUCAUCUACAGACGUGUCAUGAUUGCAUCGAAGGCUCUGCUUCGCUACAGAUUCAGCCGCAGGUCAUCUAGAAAGAAACCAGUAAUAGCAUCGCAAGGGACUAAUGACAGUGGUGUAGAGAGUGGCAUAGCAAAUACAUGUAGCAGUGAAAUAAGCAGCCAGCUAGAACAAGCUGAAUAUAAGAUAGAGACCACCUGUAAAAAUAACUCUGCCAUUGCUUCAGAAUCAUCAGCAGCCAAAAAUUGUUCCUCUGAUAUUGUCCCUGCAACACCUGCUCCAACAACUUCAGCACCUUCGCCCAAGUCAGCAUCUUUGGGAGAUGAUGGGGAAUUUAAACGCGUGACACGCAUGUGCUUUACUGUUUUUCUGUGUUUUGUGUUAUGCUUUGUUCCCUUUAUUUUGCUCAACAUAGCUGACAAAAAUAACAAAGCACCACAUGUACUGCACAUGUUCAGUGCAAACCUCACCUGGCUUAACAGCUGUAUUAAUCCCAUACUCUAUGCGGUCAUGAAUAGACAAUUUCGACAGGCCUAUCACUUGCUCCUCACCAGGGCAUAUGCACCAUUCACCUGCCUCUGGAUGCGAAGAUGACAUUUGAAAUCCAGAUUUUCUGUGAUGUAAAAUUGUCUGAUGUUCUACCAAUCAAAGCUUGUGUGACAUUUUUGAGACAGUGACAGUGCAGCUGUAGUUAGGCACUAUAAACUCUGGUAUCUGAACCUUAAAGUAUAUCCAUAUAUUGCUGUACAAUGUAUAUGACUGUUUUUAUAUUUUAUACACAAUAUAUUGUAUGUUUUGGUGAUGCAUUAUCCACAUAUGCAUGCCAUAAUUGUGCAAGCAUUAGAUCUUACGUCAGAGCCAUUUGCUGUGACAUUUGAUGUUUAGGACAUUCCCAUCUUACACAACAUGCCUUAUUUUGACGUUUCUUAAAUGUAUUACUUCAACCUAAAUAAAUGCUUUCUAUAUUGUAUAAUAGUCUACAGGCGUCAUGGGAUGGCAGCAUAUAACUUGUGGACUUUG
Molecule: messenger RNA, 1629 nt
Organism: Notolabrus celidotus (New Zealand spotty)
Lineage: Eukaryota; Metazoa; Chordata; Actinopteri; Labriformes; Labridae
Product: G-protein coupled receptor 84-like
Exons: 1
Coding region: 1-1203 (400 amino acids)
Biological process (GO): neuropeptide signaling pathway
Cellular component (GO): membrane
Molecular function (GO): urotensin II receptor activity
Source: RefSeq, a predicted model, not a curated record